CUGAUAUGGGUCUAGUUUUUCGUAACUUGUUCCCGUUUUUGAAAGAAAAUCUGCUUAGGGACAGCCUUGCAAUGUGAUUACAGCAGACUACUUCAUAUCGAGACCGGAAAUUGGAACGAGCCCCCAAACUGCUACCAACGGGUACUUGUUGUCGCACUAAUGCUUGUGUUUUCUGCAGCUACAGAUUCAUUCAACAGCUACAACGCCCUGGUAUAUUACCGGUUUUAUAUGCUUGUUCUUUUGGUAUUAAGCUACAAAGCUCAAAUAACCAGUGACUUCCAAGUUCAAGGCAUAAAAUCAAGAUGGGGAUUUUUGCUUCCAUAAAGACAUGGUUUGUGCUACAUCUCUUGAUGGGAUAUAUCUUCAUUUUGUCUGGAUUGAUUGUGAACUGUAUUAUGUUUUGCACCCUCAUCAUCUGGCCAUUUAGUAAAACGAUAUACCGAAAAGUUAACUGUUACCUAGCAUACUGGAUAUGGUCACAAUACACAUUUCUGGGUCAGUGGUGGUCUGGGUCUGAUAUUGUCCUGAAGACAAAUCCAGAGGAUGUGAAAUACUAUGGGAAAGAGCAUGCAAUCAUUAUUUUGAACCACAAAUAUGAUAUAGACUGGUUGUUGGGAUAUUUUUUAGCUGAGAGACUGGGAAUACUGGGUGGUUCUAAAGUAUAUGGCAAAGAAAUGCUGAAGUUUGUCCCCAUCCAAGGCUGGUCUUGGUAUUUCACAGAGUCUGUCUUCCUUAAAAGAAACUGGGAACAAGACAGGAAGAUCAUCAUUAGGGAUAUUAAAAACCUGGCAGAAUUUCCAGUCAACUACUGGGUGACAAUCCUGAUGUUCUGUGAAGGGACCAGGUUCACAGAGGCCAAGCACAAAGCAAGCAUGAAGGUGGCCAAAGAGAAGGGUCUGCCUGAGCUGAAACACCACCUCCUGCCCAGGACCAAGGGGUUUGUACUCACUAUGCAGGGACUCAAAGGAAAAAUUCCAGCUAUUUAUGAUUGCACAGUGGGAAUCACAAAAAGUGAAAAUGAGCCAACAUUCAUGAAUGUUGUCAAUGGAAAAACAUUUAAAGCUGAACUCAAAGUGAGGAGAAUAACUCUUGAGGAAAUCCCAACUGACACAGAUGAAGAAUGCUCAGCGUGGCUUCAUAAGUUGUAUCAGGAAAAGGAUGAGUUCUAUGAUGGUUUCCUGAAAAAGGGCCACUUUGAUGGUGCUUUGAUAGAGAUCCCCAAAAGACCCUGGGACCUGUUAGUGUGGUUGUUCUGGGCAGUAACAUUGGGUGUUCCUCUAAUCUACUACCUGAUCCAAGUGCUGUGGUCAGGGUCCAUCUAUGUGUCAGGUUGUGUGGUGCUGGUGAUUGUCUUUGGCUCUGUGAUGGUGAGAUGGAUGAUUGCAGUGACUGAAACUGAGAGGGGAUCAAAAUAUGGGCACAGGCAUGAAGAGAAAAAAGAGCAAUGAUGAAUUACAGCUGUUUUUCUACUAUAACAUGAUGCCGAAUGCUCAGAUAUUUUAGUCAUGUUUGAAGAGCUACUGUUCUUGUCAUAUACUCAUUGGGUAUGUGACCCAAUAACCAAAUAUACAUGAACUAAAAAAAGAAAAUAUUUGAUGUCAGUAUAGUUUAUGUAGAAUAAAAAGGUUCUGGCAUAUCUUUUUUCCUACAGCAAAUACUUCAGAGAUAACUUUGCCAUUUUUAAAUGUCAAUUUGUAUUGCCAUAAUUAUUAAAUAUAUUGUGUAGCCAUUUAUGGUAGGUUUUGUAUGAUUCCUUUAUUUUUUUAAAAAUAGCAAUGGCAUCUUUAAAAUACCCCAGUGACAUCCCUGCAGUUUUUGUUUCAUUUGAGUAAUGAAUUUUUUAAUGGACUUUUGGUGCCAUUGGUAAGUUUUAUGCUUAAGAAGUAUAUUUAGAUGACCAAUAGAUCAUGUAAUUGAUUUUUCUUUUUUAGCAUAGAAAGAUACAACCCUCAGUUUCAGAUUCUUGUUGAUGGUCUUUGCAACUGGCAGGCAACAAGUCUGCUUUUUACAUUUAGUCUUUUUAAAAUAUUGUUUUAUUAGGUUAACUAUGCCAAAUAAUGAAUUAUUACUCUAUAAUCUGGACACCAGGUUUCUACACAAAGUAAUAGGCCAAGCACCUGUGCAAUAAGAAUAACCUAAACCUCUGCCAAAGACUUUCUGUAGUUAGUUUGAAUAAGGAAUUAGAUAUCAACUUCCUUAGUCUGAAAAAAGUUUUCAUUAUCAAAUGUUUGGCUAUUAUUUCGUUAUAAGAUCUGUUAUCUUAUGCCUAACAUAGGGUGAAAAAAAUACAAAUUAUUAUUACCUGGGUCAUGUAUAUACCUUGAUUUUAUUUAGAGGUGGCACUUAUUACAAUAAUAGAUUCUUUUAUUUCAUCAAAUACAACCAAGAGGAACUAUUAUGCAUUGUCUUUGGGUAUGCAGGCCAGUUAAAAGAAAACAGUGGGAUUGUCUUUUUUUUUAUAUAGCAGAGUGGAUAAAUGGACAUCAUUAGGUUGGUUAAAGGUCAUUGUAUAAGUGAGUUAAGUGGUGACAUUAAAAGACUACCAAAGUGACCACAGUGUACUCUGGAGCUUGGGCUAAUGAAUCCAGAUAUACACAUGUAACUGAUUAUUGCUUUUUAUGCCUGCUGGUUUGAUUAACAUAUUUAGUGCUAAAAUUUAUUUAUUUAGAAUGAAAUUGCAUGUUGCAUGGAGUUAAGAAAAUAAUACUUGUGAGAAUAUAUACAUGUAUUUAUCUGGGCAGAAUGGAUAUGUUUGGCAUCUACACUGUUAUCAGUAAGGGCUAUCACUGUUUGGUGCUAUACUUGAAUGUUUACUAGCUAUGCCAGAUAAGUUGAUAUCGCCUUUGAUAAAUAGAAAUAGAAAAAUAAUUUGAUGGAAAAGGUAAGAUGGCAAUCCUACAAAUUGGCACACAGAAAUAUAUCCAGCUGCACUGUAUCACAUUAAAUGGAUCUCAUCUGCUGCAUUCCAUGGCAAUCAGAUUGGACUGAUAUCAAAUCCAAUGCAAAGAAAACAAACCCCACCAAUCAAACAGAGAGGGUUUUCCCUCUCCCUAAAUAGAGGACUCUUGUUUUUCAAAAGUUGGUGAACCCUUAAUCACCUCUGAAUCCUAUCCUGUGUUUUGAAUACUAAGUGAAUGUUUCUCUAUUUUAAAUGAAGAGGAUAUGAUUAUCUAUGUUUAAUGUGAUCUCUAGGUUACUUCCAAUGGCUUGCUUUGCAUUGUACAGAGUUAACUAGGCUGUAAGGCUGUCAUAAAUCGCAUAAAGAGUAAAAGCAUAUGUAAUUGUAAACAGUUGCAUACCUCAUAGAUACUAAUGUUUAUUAUGUUGUCUGGUAGCAGGUGAAGCACAGCUGUGAUAUAUGCACACUUCACAGUGGUAGCAGAGCUCAAUAUGUAACCUUCCUGCAUUUGGUGGUCUUAGUUUUAUAUUUUAUAAAAGUUUUGAACUAAACUUUGGUAUAUUUUAAAAAUGUUUUUUUAGUAGAAAAGCCAGUUGGUAUUUUAUCAGUGCAUUAACUUCCAGUGCAUUUUUAACUUGACAAACAUUACAGUAAUGUCAUUUGAUUCAAAGAAUUUACUGUUGUAAUUGGUCUGUUCUUUCAAAAGACAGGGUAACCAGAAUGUUAGUUGAAUAGUUUAAGUUUACAUGCCAAAACAUCCGAGUUUGCAGGACCAGAAUGAGAGAACAUGCUAGUUAUAAUCAAAGGAAUAAUCAAGGAAACUAAUGUUGAUGACACCAAACAUGUCAACAAAAUUGAUUGACAACCUAUUUUUUUUUUUUGUUUUUUUUUUUGUUUUGUUUUUUUUUAGGUGGAAAGCAUCCUGAUCAUGUGAUGUUCAAUUAAACCAAUUCUUAUGUAGGAAUAAAAAAAGAGCACCCAAAGUUACUGAACACUGAAAACUCACCUCUCUACCAUCGGCCUCUGCUGUUCCCAGUAAGCUGAUAGUAGAGACUUGAGUCCACAGUGUCUUCUGAAACUCUUGGAGGAAAAGAGAGAGAGACAGUUCUCAUUGUGAUUAAAAAAUAAUUUACAAGUGAGUGUGUUGCAUGAUCUGUAUAUCUGUUUUUCUCCUUAAAUAUGAUAAUGGGUAGCAUUUCUCAAUAAAGAAUUUACAUUUUAACACAAAACAUUAUUUACAGUUACCAGUGAAGUAUAGAAUAUCAGUUGCCUCAUUUAGUACCUUGUGUCUUGCAUGCCACAUACAUGUAUGUCCACUAAUAAUACCUGAAAUGUUACAUUUAGAGCUUAACAUCAAAGUUAAAUAAAAUGCUCAAGCUAUACACAA
Messenger RNA from Lingula anatina, 4286 nucleotides. Its product is annotated as 1-acyl-sn-glycerol-3-phosphate acyltransferase delta. The record is from RefSeq and is a predicted model, not a curated record. Lineage: Eukaryota; Metazoa; Brachiopoda; Lingulata; Lingulida; Lingulidae. Gene Ontology annotation, molecular function: 1-acylglycerol-3-phosphate O-acyltransferase activity. Gene Ontology annotation, cellular component: endomembrane system.